AUGAAGAAGGUAGAUGAAGUGAAGAAGGAAGUUGACAUUGGAGUUGCUCUUAAAGGAUCAUCAACUGAAGAUUCAAUGGCUAUGUUGUCAAGACAGUUUACUAAAUAUCUGAAACGAAAGGGAAAAGAGAGGAAGGAUAGAAUUGAUGAAGAGUUGAGAAGUUCAUCAAAGAAUGUGCAAUGUUUUGAAUGCAAAGGAUAUGGACAUGUUCGUUCGGAAUGCGCCAAUCUACAAAAGCAUAAGAAGAAGGCCAUGAAUGUUGUCACUAGUGAUUCUGAAACUGAUUCAGAUGAAGAAGAAGAAGAUCUGAAGAAUUUUGUGGCUUUGACAACUUUCAAUUCUAGUUCAGAUAUAGAUUCUGCGUCAGUCUCUGAAUUAGUGUCUGCAUCAGUGUCUGCAACAGGGUCUGCAUCAGCAUCUGCAACAGGGUCUGCAUCAACAUCUGCAACAGGGUCUGCAUCAGCAUCUGCAACAGGACCUGUAAUUAAAAGUGAAAACGAUGAAUGUGAUAGUGAUGCAGAGAGUGUUGAUGAUGAAGAAUUUGCUGAGAAUUAUAGAGCCUUAUAUGAGCAUUGGCUUAAAAUGGUUGAAGAGAAUUCAGUGUUAACUAAGGAGAAACUCAAGUUAGAGGCUAAAGUCAUUGAAGUACAGAAAUAUGCUGCAGAAAAAGAAGAAGAAGCAUCACAAGCCAAAGUACAACUUGAAGAAACUCAAAAGAAUUUGAGGAUGCUUAAUAAUGGCACAAAGAAGUUGGAUCAUAUUCUGAAUAUUGGCAAGAUUGAUAAGUGUGGCCUUGGAUUUGAAGGAAAACUUUCAAAAUCAGAUCCAGUGUUUGUUUAUGGUGGAAAAAUCACGUCUGGAUCAGGAAGUGUGUCAGAAACUGCAACUAUGGCAGAGACUGCAUCCGGUACAAGAACUACUACGAGAACUGGUACAGAGUCUGAUACAGGAAAAGUUAAAGAACUGCAGAGUGCACCUCAACGAGUUUUUCGACCUGUUUGCCAUCAUUGUGGUAUUGUUGGGCAUAUUAGGCCAAGGUGUUUCAGAUUGUUGAGGGAGAGAAAUCGAAUGGAGAAUGCUUAUGAUAAGAGAUUUCAUGGUCCUACAUGUUAUCAUUGUGGAGUUCAAGGGCAUAUUAAGAGGAAUUGUUUCAGAUUCAUUCGAGAAUCCAGUCAUGAAGGCUUAAGGCGCAUGAAGAUUUGGGUUAGGAAAGAUGAUUUCUAUGGAGGUGGUGUACUAGGCUAUCAACCUCGUAUUGCAAAGCGGGGAGAAUUUUCUAAGUAGUUUUGACCAUGUUGUGACUCAUUCAGGGGGAGAAUGAUGAUGUGUUUCGUGAUGUUGUUUUGGAGUUAGAACUGUUGAGUUCACAAACAUAGUCAAAAAGGGGGAGAUUGAAGAUGUAGCUGCAGUCUGAUUAAGUUGUUGAAUGAGUCAAGAAGUAAUACAAGAGUUUGUCUGAUGGAGUUGCUGAAUGACUCAAGAAGUAAGUCAAGAUGCGACUGUUUUUGUGUGAGUGUCGGUUUCUAGAAGGUUUGAGAAGAUAUGUUUGGAGCGUGUUUAGAGGAUGAAUCACAAAGGAAAAAGGACUUAAAGAGAUUUGGAAGACUUGAUGAAAGUGGAGUUUGGUGAGAAAAAGGAAAAGUAUAAAAGGAAAUUUACUUUUUCUUAUGGAAAUUGGAAAUCUUCUCCUAUGGUGAUUAGGAAAUCGUUUUGGCUAUAUAAGGAGGAGCUGAGGACGUCUUUGAGGAGCAAGAGAGCUGAGGCAUAGAGGCAAAUCAUUGAGAGCUUUCAGAGGGUGUGUGCGACAUAGUUUCGCGGUUUUGUGCAACUUAGUUUUGCGGGUUUUGUGCUUUGUGUGAUCAAGUGGUUUUGUUUUGAAGUCUAGGCUCAAGGGGAGUUUAGCUCAGGGUUAGGUUAUCCUGAUUAA
Molecule: messenger RNA, 1927 nt
Organism: Arabidopsis lyrata subsp. lyrata
Lineage: Eukaryota; Viridiplantae; Streptophyta; Magnoliopsida; Brassicales; Brassicaceae
Product: platelet binding protein GspB-like
Exons: 1
Coding region: 1-1284 (427 amino acids)
Molecular function (GO): zinc ion binding; nucleic acid binding
Source: RefSeq, a predicted model, not a curated record